UUGAGUCUUAUGUUCCGACUUCCGUUGAUUUUUUAAAUUAUUUAUUGUUGUCGAAGUUUUUGGUUUCGAUAUUUAUUACUUACAUAGCUAAAAUUAUUGUUAUUCCAUUUCUGGAUGUUCACUUUCAUUACUUUAAUAGCUGUUUUAUAUGACUUAAAGGUGAAUCAGUAUACAAAGAAUGCAAACAAAGUAAAACGCUAAUAUGGAAGGAUUUGAAGCUUUAUGCGAGGCAAGCUUAAACUUAGGCCGGGAACUUAAAGCCCAAGCUGAUAAUUUAUUUUGUGCUCAAGUUAAUGUGCCUUUCGAAGACGUCGUUACGAAGAAACAGGAAAACCUAUCCUUUCUUACUUCAAAAUUGCGCUUGUUACAAGCAAAGACGGUAUCGGUGCCUCCACAAGUGAAUGAAACUGAAAUAAAUGCUGAAGGAGUCAUCAACGACUACACUAAAACUGUGACCUUUAAACUUAUUGAACAGCAACUUGUGAAGAAUGUCACUCAAAGUAAUGCGGUGAAGGAGCUUCUAGCAACACCAGAUGAGGCUCUUGAACCUGAAUUAAUAGAAAGAAAGAAAAACAUCCUUGCAAUAGCUGCUGAAUUUUCUGAUAAGGAAUUGAAACUACAGCAUUUGUAUAACACAUUAAAAGAGGAGCAUAGCACAUUAUUGCAGAUGCGAAAAGAAUGGGACACAGUAAGGGCAAAACUAAAGAGUAGUCAAAGGAUAACACAGAAUAAGGAACAGAGCGAAGGACCAUUGUAUAGGAAACUUCAAAGUGUAGUUGCGAAAAUGGAGCAAAUGCGAUGGAUGAUACCUAAGCUUGUAAUAGCCAAGUCUAGACACUAUGAUUGGGCGAGUGACCCCAAUUCAAGACUCAAAGUGCUAGCACUAACACGACAAUGUUACACUGUACAAUCAUUUACUGACAACUAGCUAUUAUGUUAUUAUUAAACAUAGUUGAUAUAACUAAUAUUUAAGUAUUAUAAGUCAGUCAAGACAUGACUAGUUUCUUAACUUAAAUUGUGAUAACUAAACAUGUUUUAAUCAAGUAGAAGUGUAUUAUAUAUGGUAAAUAAACGCUUUAUUAACAA
Messenger RNA from Pieris napi, 1086 nucleotides. RefSeq lists its product as uncharacterized. The coding region runs from base 203 to 928 and encodes 241 amino acids. NCBI's taxonomy places the organism in Eukaryota, Metazoa, Arthropoda, Insecta, Lepidoptera, Pieridae. The record is from RefSeq and is a predicted model, not a curated record. The transcript has 4 exons.